Messenger RNA from Lolium perenne, 817 nucleotides. Lineage: Eukaryota; Viridiplantae; Streptophyta; Magnoliopsida; Poales; Poaceae. The record is from RefSeq and is a predicted model, not a curated record.
UAAAUAACUACAUGGGUCCAAUGCUAGCAGUUAUGAGAGAGAAAUUCAUGAAAUAUUGGUCUGAUUACAGUGUAUUCCUGUCUUGUGCUGCUGUACUUGAUCCACGAAUUAAGUUCAAGUUCUUAGGGUAUGCCUACUCCAAGCUAUAUGAUGAGGAUGAUGCCCGCCGACGUAUUACUGUUGUUAUAGAUACAAUGACUUCUUUAUUUAACGAGUACGGUAGUGGCGUAUCUGUUAAUGAAAACGUAGCAAUAGCUGGUUCCUCAAGUACUUGUGGACUUGGUGCCUUUGCUGACUACGAUCAAUACGUGGAAAGUACCAGCUCACAUGAUGAGAAAUCUGAACUGGAUUUGUACUUGGCUGAACCUGUGAAGAAGUUGAACGAGGAUGUUGACAUCUUGGAUUACUGGAACAAGUCUGCAGCAAGGUAUCCCCAACUAGCAAAAAUGGCACGUGAUAUCCUUGCAGUUCCCGUGUCAAGUGUUGCUUCAGAAUCUGCUUUUAGCUUGAGUAAAAAGGUUAUAACCCCGAAUAGAAUCUCACUCAAACCCAAGACAGUUGAGGCCUUGAUGUGUUUGCAAGAUUGGUAUCGCUGCAAACUCCAAAAGGUGGAAGAAUCUAAGAGAAAAGAUGAUGUGGUUAAUCUUGAUGAAGAAGAGGAUUCUUCUUCUGAUGAAGAAUAGCUGCCUGGAGCAAAGAGAGAGGGAGUAGGUGUUGGUCUGUUGGAAAAAUGAGGAGGUGCGCAUGAAGCAAAGACAGAGUUGCUGUUGCAUCUACUACUCUUCUCUUUAAUUUGGUCCCAUCUUCCAUACUUAUU